Alosa alosa (allis shad) is the source of this 5109-nucleotide messenger RNA. It is a transcript of the gene arfip1, whose product is annotated as ADP-ribosylation factor interacting protein 1 (arfaptin 1). The transcript is spliced from 10 exons. Gene Ontology annotation, cellular component: trans-Golgi network membrane. Gene Ontology annotation, biological process: regulation of Arp2/3 complex-mediated actin nucleation; intracellular protein transport. The coding region runs from base 1364 to 2857 and encodes 497 amino acids. The record is from RefSeq and is a predicted model, not a curated record. Gene Ontology annotation, molecular function: phospholipid binding; protein domain specific binding. NCBI's taxonomy places the organism in Eukaryota, Metazoa, Chordata, Actinopteri, Clupeiformes, Clupeidae.
CACAAGUCAUGAAUAAUGUUGGUUUGAAUAGUGCGAUGGGUUUAGCGAUAGCACCAACCAAGGUGGUGCGGCUGUUGCUGGGCUGUAUGGUUAGGGUGACAACAUGGGCAGCAGUAGCUUGACGAGAGUAUGAAACUUAGCUAGCUUUUAAGGUUAGCCUUCAAAAUGCAUGUCUCGUUUAUCGUCGGUUUAAACGAGAGACCAUCAAAGUGCGCCACUUGAACUGGAUCUCGAUAUCCUUCCUUUGGUCGAAGUUUUUGGCAGCAUUGUUGUGUAACUUAUAGCUAGACAAUUGCCACUCUGGACACUUUGUGACUGAUCUGAUGUCGAAUGUAUCCACCUGCAACAUAAUUGCAACGUAUUACUCCGAUAGUUUGAGUUUGUCUGGUCUGGGUCAAACUCCGCUAUACAUGUAGGUUUUCAUAGCGAUUCCAGUGACAGUGGCACAACUGUCAGCAGCAUUAGUAUUGGGGUCGAAAACGGCAAUGUAUCGUUUUGAAUUCCUGAUCUCUUUUCCGCUAUUAUAUUUAAUGUGGCAUUGGUUUAUUUUCUACAGUUAGGGUAGUAGCCUAGCCUAGGGUGUAUUGUUUACGUGUCCCUGAAUUUUAGUCCAAUAUUUCCUGCUUUAGUCUUAAAGGUACCGCGUGACAGAUCAUUGUUGGAGAGUAUGUGCUUCCGUGCCAGUUGAACACGACACGGAGGCAAGGUUAGCGAAAUACGUACAGUGUAAUGCACGUAUGCUCUUGCAUGCCCUGCCAUGGCAUAGAAACUUUGAACGCUUUCAUGCGAGAAAUGGCUUCUGAUAUCAUCAAGGUCCAGUGUCUAUCUUUCAACCAUCCUUAUCAUGUUUUUCACUUCUUGACAAAACAUAGCCUAGAGGAACCCUUCACAAGAGUUUGAUUGGACAGGAUCAUUUAUCCAACAUAAGGGCCAUCUGGUUUGGCCGAAUAAUGCCUUGUUAACAAACAAGUUCUGUUGCCCAUUUCAGGCAUCUUUGCACAUCAAGUAGGACUAGCCUAUUUCCUUAUAGUAGUAGUAGCCAGAAAAGGCUGCUUAUUGGACAUUUAUUGCCCCUGCAUGACCUACAUUGUUCUUCCUGCCUGGCUGGGUAAAGGUAGGCUAGAUCAUCUAACCGCCACCCAUAACCCCCAGCUUUACCCUCCAGUACAUCAAGGUUUUCUUGGGGCAAAAUUUCCCCCUGUUUUUCUCCACGAUUAACUUGUCUGUCCAAUUUAUUAUGCGCCCUUUGAGAGUGAGUUGUAGCCUACCAUUAUAAUAACUUUUAAACAGCAAUGCUUCAGAAAUGAUUUAGGCAACAAAUGGUCAUCAGACUAUUGUAUGUCUGUCAGAGAGAAGUGAGUGAAUGGGAAACAAGUCUGUACUUACCGGGAUGUCAGACGUUAGUGUUGAGACAGAGCCCAGCCAGGCUGCGGGCGCAGGGUCCCAGGUGGAGCAUGAGUUGGGGGAUCAGGGCCACUCUGAGGAGGUUCAGCGAGACCCUGAAGACACUCAGGCCACGCAUGACGAAGCCCUGCAGGGCACAGACAGCCGCGGGGCUGACACAUAUGAUGAUGUUGUGUAUGAUGUGGCUCUGAGUGACAGUGAUGAGGAUGCAGAGGGUGACACUUCUGUGAGCCACAAGGGAGAGGCUCACCUGGACUCAUCCCUAAAGGCCACUGCUCCCUCUGCUAAUGACCCUUCGAUGGAUGCAAAGUUAAAGGAGACCAUGGCAGAGGAGCCGCACAGAAGCUCAGCAGCUGAGAUAUCAGUGACCAGCAACGGAGAAGCCGAUAGGAGCCAUGAUGAUGUGUUUCAGAGGGACCCAGCCCAUGGAAUGACCAGUUUCUCAAGCAUGGUGGCACACACCCAUGACACCUUGGACACUUAUGGCUCACCCGCAGAGGGAGUGGUUGAAGUGGGGCCUUAUAAAGGGUCAGCCAGCCAGCCUACGACCCCCACAGUGGCCCCAAGCGCUGUAGCGGCUGGGCGCCUGGCCCGUGGGGCCAGUGACAGUCAGGUGGAGCUGGAGAAAGGUGCAGCCAUAGGACAGCCAACGAGUGGGCCGGUGGUCCUUGCAGAUGACCUGAAGAACCCAGCCAUGGAGAAGCUAGACCUGGUGAGAAAGUGGAGCAUCAACACCUACAAGUGCACCAAACAGAUCCUGUCCGAGAAGCUGGGCCGUGGCUCCCGGACGGUGGAUCUGGAGCUGGAGUCACAGAUUGACGUUCUCCGCGACAACAAGCGCAAAUACGAGCAAGUAAUCAAGCUAGCUCAGACACUGGUCAACCAGCUUGCUCAAAUGAUGCAGACACAAAGACAGCUGGGAGACGCCUUCGCUGACCUCAGUUUGAAAUCACCUGAACUUCAUGAGGAGUUCAGCUACAAUGCUGACACCCAAAAACUCCUGUCCAAAAAUGGCGAGACUCUCUUAGGAGCAAUCAACUUCUUCAUCUCUUCUGUGAAGACACUAGUGGACAAAACCAUUGAGGAUACCAUGUUGAACAUCAAACAAUAUGAAGCAGCCAGAGUUGAGUAUGAUGCUUACCGCACCGAUCUGGAGGAGAUGAACCUGGGUCCCCGCGAUGGCACCACGCUGCCCAAGAUUGAACAGUCCCAACAGCAGUUCCAGCUCCACCGGGAGAAAUACGAGCGGAUGCGCAAUGAUGUGUCAGUCAAACUGAAGUUCCUGGAGGAGAAUAAGGUUAAAGUACUGCACAAUCAGCUCCUUCUCUUCCACAAUGCUAUAGCGGCAUACUAUGCAGGCAAUCAACAGCAACUAGAACAGACCCUUAAACAGUUCCACAUCAAGUUGAAAAUGCCCGGAGGAGACUCCCCCUCCUGGCUGGAAGAGCACUGAUCUAUGGGGUCGACCUGCUUGUAAACCCCAGAGCAAGACGGGCAUCAGUAGCUGAAGAUGGGAAGUACCAUGUGCACUCCUUCAUAAGCGAACUGUCUUUCCCAAAUAUAGGGCAGUUUGCUAGUCCUUUUUCUCCUCUGCCUACAGUAGGACCUUAAAUCUAUUGGGCAAAAAAAAAGAAAAAAAUACACAAAAAAACAAAGCUAACAAGAUUUAUUUUUCCCCUCCUUGUCUCUCUCGCUGACUUUUCAAACUAAAGAUUUUUAUGGUGUUCUUGUAUUCUCACAUCUGAGAAGAUGUCUUUUUACUCUGUAAUGGAAAAUCACUUGACUCAAGGGACAUGCACUUUUGUGGUAUGAUGUGACAAAUCUGAUAUGAAAAAUACUGGGCAUUGGGAAUGUCCAUUGACCCAGCUUGGUGAAUGUAGGAACUAGAGAGUGGCCUGAAGUCUGAAUCUACUCUGAAGGAAUUUCCAGGCACGUGGCACACUUAAAAAUCCUUCACUUUUAACCCCUGCUCAGUGCUCUCACACCAGCAUGGACAGGUAACAGCAACCAGGACAAUAGCAACAUACCGGUAAACAUAAACUAUACAGACUAGAAACAUAAACUAUACAGACUAGAGGUCCGUGCAGUAUCUCUCAUCAGUCAGAAAGAUCACAAGGACAGUUUUAGAAUGUCCCCAUUACAGUAGGUGUUCCGUUAAGAACGUGAGGAGAGGUUGGAUGUCCACACAGGACGAUGAGAGGAGAAGGGUAGGCCAGGGGAGCGCUUUACUGUGCAGCUAGUGUGCACAUUGGGUUACUGUUAACAGAGCUUACUGGUAUGAGCGCUGGGUAGGGGUGAAAGAUUGAUGUUCACAACUGAAUACAUGGAUUAUACAGAUUUUGGUAUUUUGAUUAGGUAUAUAGUUACCUCUUAAAGAAGGAAGGGCCAGCCUUAUUGUGUUACUUGACAUGAAAUGACUUGAUGUGCCUUUUUAAUGUUGCAUGCCUGACCAGUUUGUGGUGAUCUUAUUAGAGAUGAAAACACCCAGGAUCCAACCACACUGCCUGGCUAGGGAUUGCCUUUCAGGCUAAAACGUGCACACACACACAUCCCUCCAACAACCAGCACAAUCUCUUAUUCUCUCUCCUUUAGCCUUCUAAAGACGAUCAUACAGAUACUAUGAAUUCAACGCAGCUCUUCACCCAUAUACUGUUAUUAAGGAUAACACAACUCUUGAAUAUUUAAACCAAAAGACAUCUGUCCUUUGUACAUGGGAAUGACCAGCACUGCCUCUGCUGAUGAACCUUCUGUUUGUUUGAAAUUAUCCCUGUGCUUUUUGUUAGAUGAUGUCCUUUACAAGGAACAUUUGGUGUACAGCUGCUCUACCACAGAAUGAUUUGCUUGAACACUACAAGCACGUUCAUCAAUGUCUGUCAUAGUUUAUUAUUUCAUUUCCUUUAGCUUUAGUUUGACUGCUCUUUAACUGGACAUACAUCUACGCUACCAAGACCAGAGAAGAAAUCACCUAUCUAAAGCCACAAGGGCCUCUGAAGCAUUUUUUUUUUUUUUUCAAGAAACUUUAUUUUGAAUUGUUCUUAGUUUUUCUUAAAACAUGUUCUUCUGGCCCCAGCAGUGGCGCGACUGGCUGGGGCACCUGCACCGUACGCCGGCGACCCGGGUUCGAUUUUGUGGUCCUUUCUGGAUCCCACCCCGACUCUCUCUCCCUAUCACUUCCUGUCAGUCUCCACUGUCAUAUCUGAGUAAAGGCAUAAAAAGCCCAAAAAAUAUACUUAAAAAAAACAAACAUGUUCUUCUGUCCAAAAAUAUAACUCCAAGUUGUUUGCAGUAGAGAUGUUCCUGAACAUGAGCAUGGUCCCCAGGUGGCCAAGCAAUGUCCUGCACUACCCAAAGCCCCUCAAGUUUUGCAUCUGUAUUGUAUUUCUAUCCACCCAUUAGAACGGCAGGGGUAUACAUGUACAAUGGUUCUGUAGGUUCAUGUAGGCCUAAGCAUAGGUAGAUACAUAUAUAUAAAUAUAAAUAUCUAUAUAUUUGUAAGUUUCUGUAUUUUAAUCUUGUAUAAAUGAACUCUUUUCAUGGGCAUUGUUCGGAAGACAUCACCGUUUGGAGUAUUCCUGAAGUUGGAGCAUCAGUUGACACUGUUAAUAUGAUGUAUGUUCAGUGAUGGGCUUUCAAGUGUAAGAAACCCUCUCUAUGUUGUGUAACAUCUUUUGAGAAUAAAAAUAAACUAUUUUUUUUCUUCUUAAA